This is a messenger RNA of Triticum aestivum (bread wheat), 554 nucleotides long. Its product is annotated as RING-H2 finger protein ATL39-like. The transcript has a single exon. Lineage: Eukaryota; Viridiplantae; Streptophyta; Magnoliopsida; Poales; Poaceae. The record is from RefSeq and is a predicted model, not a curated record. Bases 1 to 543 code for a protein of 180 amino acids.
AUGUCGUCGACAGCGGACCUCCCGCGGCCUGCGCGCGGCGGCGGUGCCUUCGACUUCGGGCAGGGCAGCGCGCUGGUGCUCGCGUCGUACCCGGUGCUCCUGCUCCUCGUCCUUCUCUCCGCGUUCGUCAAGUACGUGUGGAUCGCGCUCGCGCUCUACUGCGCGAUCCUGUUCGUGCUCUCCUGCACUGGCCGCUUGCUUGCCGGCCCGGUGGUGUUCGUGCACGACGAGGACACGGCGGCCGUCGAGCGGGGCGGCCUAUCACAGGCGUCCAUUGCGGCCUUCCCGACGUUCGUGUACGGUGCCGCAGCUUCAGCCGGUGCCGGCGACGGCGAGGCCCAGUGCGCGGUGUGCCUGGAGGCUCUGUCCGGCGGGGAGAAGGUGCGGCGGCUGCCGGUGUGCGCGCACACGUUCCACGUUGGGUGCAUUGACAUGUGGUUCCACUCGCAUGCGACGUGCCCGGUCUGCCGCUGCCAUGUCGAGCCGCCCAAGGCCGGCAAGAUGGCGCCGUUGCCACCAGAGCCGCCUCUGCCGCCGGUGUAGUUGUUGCUGAC